Molecule: messenger RNA, 1696 nt
Organism: Odontomachus brunneus
Lineage: Eukaryota; Metazoa; Arthropoda; Insecta; Hymenoptera; Formicidae
Product: activating signal cointegrator 1 complex subunit 2-like
Exons: 9
Coding region: 152-1612 (486 amino acids)
Molecular function (GO): ubiquitin binding
Source: RefSeq, a predicted model, not a curated record
UUCAAAGUGACCUUGUCCUGACCUUAACGACGCCAUUCGAGGUCAAACCAAUGAUAACAUCUUAUGUUUCUCUCGAAAUUCCAAAACUUUUGUCUGAGACAUUUUUCCCUAAAAUGCACUGUUCAAGAGAUAUUUGAGGUGAUCGAUUAAAAUGGGAGACCCUGUAUAUAUAUUUUCUUAUUUAAUUAUUAUAAAUUUUUUUAUUGCGCGUAUAUGUAUGUUUAUGUCAUACAUUAAUGUUAAUUACAUUAUUUCUAGAGUACUUUCAAUAUAUGGAAAUACAAUAUUUCAAAUGUAUGGGACAUUAGACAAGUUAGCAUAUAAUGACGAAUGCAUGCCAAAAUAUAUCGAACUAAAGCAUCGUCUAGAUGUAACCAGAGUGGAAUUGUUAGAUCUUUACCGAAUUAUUGUUUAUGAACCUAUAUCAAAUAUCGAAAAAAAAAUAAAUGCUAUAACAGAAGAUGAGGUAAAAAAUUGUAUAGAUCAAUAUUUAAAUUCAUUGAUGAAUACUAUAUCUGAAAAGGAAUUUAUUAUGGAUUAUCAUAACUUUUAUCCAAUUGAUCACGAUCUUAAAGUUGUAUCAAAACUUUAUCCUGAUAUUGAUACAAUAAAUAGCAAUUAUAUCUUAAACUCACUACAUGCAUCAAUCGGAUACACUAAGAUGUCACCUAAUGUACUUUCCAAAGGUAUUUAUGCAGGUCUAAGCGACAUUCAAAAUGACCAGCGAGACGAAUGUUGUAAUGAUAUCAAUUAUAUGAAUAAAGAAAUAAAAGCUAUUUCGAAUGACAAAUUAAUGUCUUAUAUCUCCAAAGUAAAAGAAAUCUUAUGUGGUUACAAUGAAGAUUUCAUACAGAUAUGUUUAAAGCAUUAUAAUAAUGAUGUUGAAUCUGUGAUAAAUGCAGUUCUGGAAAACACUUUACCACCAAAUUUGGAAAAAUUAAAUGAGACAUUACUAUACGUACCACCAGAUUUCAUGGAACCACUAAUUGCUGUAGAUUCAGCUAUUAAUACUCAAAGAUUAAAUAUUUUCAACAACACACACACACACGAUGAAUUCGAUGUCCCAGCGAAAAUUUAUAGGAGAAAAAAAAAAGAAAAAUAUAAGGAUGCAAAUGAAAUGUUAAAUGACAAAUCUGAAAUUGACAAAUCCAUUUAUGAAAAAUAUAGUAUUAUAGAUGAAGUGGAUGAUUACGAUGAUGAAUAUGACGAUACAUAUGACAGCCAUAAUGUUCGAAGUAGCGUGCCAGAUACUACAGAAAUAGAUUUUAGACCUUUCACUACCCCAAGAAUUUUGUGCACAAAUGAUAAAUAUGAUGCUAAUUUCGAAGAUGACAUAGAAAUUGAAAAUGAGAAGUCAGUACAAAAUAUUGAUCACUUUAUACAAAAUCCAGUGAAUUUGCGUGCUAGAACAGAACAACGAAAACAAUCAACAAAAGGAGAUAAAAAUUCACAAAAUGUAGUCGGUAAAUCUAAAGGUCAAGAGCAAGAUAAAUAUAUGCCUACGAAAGAACACAAAAAAACAUGUAAGAGAGAGGGCAAUCAAAACCGUCAUACGGCUUCUCAAAUAAAAAGAAAACAAGGAAUGACUUCAUCUUCCAAACUGGAAUCUUAAAACUUAUAUUUAUGAACAUGUACUUAACACUUAUGAAUGUGAAAAUUAGAUAACGUAUAAUGCAAUAAAUUAAUAAUUAAUAAA